Messenger RNA from Entelurus aequoreus (snake pipefish), 1768 nucleotides. Its product is annotated as gastrula zinc finger protein XlCGF8.2DB-like. Lineage: Eukaryota; Metazoa; Chordata; Actinopteri; Syngnathiformes; Syngnathidae. The transcript has 3 exons. Bases 620 to 1735 code for a protein of 371 amino acids. Gene Ontology annotation, molecular function: DNA-binding transcription factor activity; RNA polymerase II cis-regulatory region sequence-specific DNA binding. The record is from RefSeq and is a predicted model, not a curated record. Gene Ontology annotation, biological process: regulation of transcription by RNA polymerase II.
AGCGACGAGGUAGUUUGUCCACAUGGUGUUUCCGUAGCAUUUCCGCUAAAUUUUAAACACUUCCGCUUUGUAAAAACGACCCUGCGUGCUUGUGUAUUUUCUAUUUAUCCUUUUUGCUGUUUUAGUUGUUAUUUAUUUAGUUCAUAUCGACGGAUAAAAAAGACAUCGCGGUUUAUUAGUGCGUUGUCUCAGUGCGAUUCUCUCUAGCUGGCUUAGCUUGUUAGCCGCUGACAAAGAGACGGGGAAGUUAGCCACAAAUGCUAAGUGUUGUUAUUGUGCGAAAAUGUGCACUUGCGAAGGAGCGACUAACUGCUGCUGCUAAAUAGAUAAUACAAAUAACGAUAGCAGAGUACGAGGAGGAAAAAAGAAGAGAACGAGCGACAAAUGGAGUCACAAGCAGCAGACUGCAAAGAAGAAAGCUGUAGGUGGGAUCGGUGUAUUAGCGGCUGGCUGCAGCAACACAACCAGGAGGACUUUGACUUGGAUAGCAGACGCGCUAUCCGACGCUAGCCGCCGACCGCACGGAUGAUCGGGUGAAGUCCUUCGUCGCUCCGUCAAUCGCUGGAACGCAGAUGCCGGUGAAGAAUAUCUUCCCCCUGAGCGGCGGUGGGUCUCCAGGAUGGAGCAGCAUGAGCCGCAUCCCCACCCUGUUGAAGACGACGAAGAAGAAGAGGAGGAGGAUGAGGACGAGGAGCCCCCUUGCAUUAAAGAGGAAGAGGAGGAGCUCUGCAUCAGCCAGGACGACGCCGACGUCAACAAGUCACCAGUUAUUCGUGUGAUUGUGAAGAGUGAAGAUGGGGAAGACGAAGCUCAGUGGUCCCAGCUUGACGACAGUCAGAGCGAGGAGAAGAGCCGAUCGGAAGCGGACAGCUUCUCGGAUAGUGACAACUCCACGUCACACUUUCCCGACACUGACGAUGAAAACUCCAAAGCUGACGUGACGACUCGCACUGACGACAAACACUUUAAACGCUCUCGACGUGACCAAACGUUUGAAGACCACAUUGGAUUGGAGGAACACAGGACUUGUCACACGGAGGACAAAACCUUCAGCUGCCCGUUUUGUGAUAAAAGCUUCCCCAGGAAUAGUAAUUUGAAAUUGCACGUGAGAACGCACACCGGGGAGAAACCGUUUUCAUGCUCGGUGUGCGGCAAAAGAUUCUCUAUUAAGGGAAAUUUGAUGAAACACUCAAGCACACACACAGGAGAGAAACCCUUCCCCUGCCCGGUUUGCGGUAAAAGAUUCUCCCGCAAGGGCAAUUUGAUGGCGCACGCGAGGACUCACGCCGGGGAUAAACACCAGAAAACAUUUUCCUGCUCCGCCUGCGCGACGAGUUUCGGCAUGCGCUCGACGUUGUUGAGACACAUGAGGACGCACACCGGCGAGAAACCUUUUCCCUGCGCCAUUUGCGCGCAAACCUUCUCUCAAAAGGGGCAUUUGAUGAGACACAUGAGAACGCACAGCGGGGAGAAACCGUUCCCCUGCUCCGUUUGCGGCAAAAGGUUCACUCAAAAGGGCAGUCUGAUGACGCACAUGAGAACACACACCGUGGAUAAGCCUUUUACUUGUUCGGUUUGUGGACAGAAGUUCUCUCAAAAGGGCAAUUUAAUGAAACACCAGAGAACACACACUGGUGAAAAACCCUUCCGAUGUGACGAGUGCACUGAAAGCUUCUCUUACAAGUAUCAGCUUAAUCGACAUGAGUGUGUUGGUGAGAAGAUCAGCAGUCAAUGAAUGUAAGAUGUGUUUCUUCCCUUUUAAAAUAAA